Molecule: messenger RNA, 1416 nt
Organism: Hirsutella rhossiliensis
Lineage: Eukaryota; Fungi; Ascomycota; Sordariomycetes; Hypocreales; Ophiocordycipitaceae
Product: 26S proteasome subunit RPN7 domain-containing protein
Exons: 5
Coding region: 1-1416 (471 amino acids)
Cellular component (GO): COP9 signalosome
Source: RefSeq, a predicted model, not a curated record
AUGGCGGCCCCCGACUCGGUCGCGGCCUUUCUUGCCCAUGCGAGCAGCCAUGGCGGCGGCACCGUCGUCCGAGAGCAGCCCAAGCUUGAUCUCGAUCUCUACGUCCAAAACUACGUCGGCCGCACUCGAUUCGACCGCCUCCUCUUCAUAGGCAAGACGUGCCUCCCGCUCUGCGUCGAUGCCCUCAAAGCAGCCAUCCUCGAGGCCAAGCAGGGGCUUGACGUUGCCCGCUACAAGGACGCCUGGGACUGCAUCAGGCAGGCCGCGCCCCAAGAGCCAGAGGCCCAGAGAGACGAUGCCUGGAUAGACCGCACCGAGGCGGCAAAUAAGGCCGAAACGUCGCGCCUCGAGGCAGAGCUCAAGGGUUACAAGAACAAUCUCAUCAAGGAAAGCAUUCGGAUGGGUAACGAGGACCUGGGCAGGCAUUUCGAGACCAUAGGAAAGCUCCAGGAGGCCUUGGAAGCCUACGGACGCAUGCGCCAAGAUGUCAGCACAACAAAACACAUUAUCGACUGCGGCAAGCACCUCGCCCACGUGUCGCUGCAGCGCCGCGACUGGACGACGGCCCUCAGCACCGUGGGCAAAACUGCUGGCGUGCAGAAUAGCGACGACGAAAGGUCCACCUACACAUUCAUCAAGAUUGUCUCGGGCAUCUCACACCUCGGCAUGGGCCAUUACAGUGACGCUGCCCAAAGCUUCCUCCAGGCCGACUUCGUCGUGUCGCCUAGCGAAUACGCCCACGUCGCGAGCCCCAACGACGUCGCCAUCUACGGCGGUCUCACUGCCCUCGCCACCAUGGAGCGCCGGGAUCUGCAGCUGCGAGUCCUUGAAAACCUUGCCUUUCGCAUGUUUCUCGAGCAGGAGCCGCACAUUCGCAAGGCCAUCAGCCUCUUCAUCAACGGCCGAUACUCGAGCUGUCUGGCCAUACUAGAGUCUGCGCGCCCAGACUACUUGCUGGACAUUUACCUCCACAAACACAUACCGGACAUCUACUCCAAGAUUCGGAGCAAGUGCAUCGUGCAGUACUUUGCGCCCUUUUCUUGCGUCACCAUCGACAGCCUCGACGCAGCCUUUGGUCAGACGGGACGGUCCGUGGAGCCAGAGCUUGUCAAGAUGAUUCGCGAUGGACCGUUGAAGGCUCGCAUUGACGGCAAGGACAAGCUCUUGGUGGCUGUCCGCCCGGAUCCUCGGGCCAAGAUGCAGAUCGAGGCACUCGAUGUAGCCCGCAAGUACGAGCGGGAAGCCAAAGAGCGGCUGCGGCGCAUCAGCCUCGUUGCCGCCAGCCUCGAGACAGUCGGGGCCAACAGGAAGCAAACGACGGGCCACGCGUCGGGCCUCAACACGGACGAGUCUUGGUACGACGAAGGCAGGAACCUCGUGCAAGCGGGCGGGGCCCCAAGCGAGAGUCAAGGCUGA